This is a messenger RNA of Bradysia coprophila, 2217 nucleotides long. RefSeq names its product guanylate cyclase 1 soluble subunit alpha 2 (gene Gycalpha99B). Gene Ontology annotation, biological process: cGMP biosynthetic process; response to oxygen levels. Lineage: Eukaryota; Metazoa; Arthropoda; Insecta; Diptera; Sciaridae. Gene Ontology annotation, molecular function: heme binding; guanylate cyclase activity. The record is from RefSeq and is a predicted model, not a curated record. Gene Ontology annotation, cellular component: guanylate cyclase complex, soluble.
UUCCUUCUUCGCAAACAAGCUUUCAUUCAGAUCAACAAACUGUGUAUGAAGUUUUCACCAAUUGCAUUGACAAAAGAAAAGAAAACUUUUUUCUGUUUCGUUUUUUUGGUUGUGAAAAAUCAAAGCUUCGACUUUUAUUUUGAUUGAAAAACAUUCCGAUAACUUCUGUUCGCAUUAACAUAACAUGGCAUGUCCUUUUGCUCGUCGAACGGAACCAGUGGUGCGACAGGCAUCCGUUGCUGAUGCCAAUUGGAAUAUUGAGGAUGACCUAGCUGAUAUUCCAGAUGAUGCUCUAGCCCUAACGCAUUUACAAUUGGCCAUUCAAUUAUUAACUGCUCCUUCAAACGAUGAUAUUAACAUUGCAAUAACAUCACUCAUCUCGAAAUACAGCGGAAGAUGGCCUGGUAUUACCAAUUUAAAAGUACAACCUGAAACCUUGGCCAUUUACCCAAACUAUGAUUACCUGGCUGACAUUCAGGACUCGUUACUCGAAAUGGACGAAGCGUCGGCUAGCGAAAUACUGGUUCUACUCGGUGAGGAACUCAUAACGUCAUGCUGUUCGGGGAUAAUUGAGCGUGCAUUUCGAUGUCUGGGCGGUGAUUUGCAAGAGUUUUUGGGCUCCUUAGACGGUGUCUACGAUGUAUUGAAGUUACAAGAAGAGGACGUCUCCGACACGGGAUUCGUUUGUGCCGGUGAAGGUGAAUUGAUUUUCACUUCAGAACGACCGGUAAUCGCUUGGCUACUGCUUGGAUCGCUGAAAGCGCUGACAAAAAUUUUGUAUGGCAUCGAUGUCAGUAUAACGAUUGAGCCGGUCGAGGGAGAUUUCAAACGGUAUCGGUAUUUUUUCACUCAAAAACAUGAAGAAGAAUCGUCGGAGGAAGAGGAAGAUGAGGAGGAGAUUGCCAGCAAGGCAAUCACCAGCACCGCUUCGGAUUUGAAGAUGAGUCCGGCCACGUUCUGCAAAGCGUUUCCAUGGCAUUUUAUUAUGAAUGAGAACCUCGAGCUUGUACAAAUGGGCAAAGGCUUUACUAAGCUUUACAAAAGUUCACUUCCGACUCAUGGACGUCUAGCAACUACGUAUUUUCGAUUCAAAAGACCAAUGGGCUUGUCGUUAAAAUUUAGGGAAAUUGUACGUCGAACCAAUACUCCAUUUCUAAUAGCUUUAAAAGUGCCAUCUGGAAAAUCCGAUUUUUCUUCCGAGGGAUUGGAGAUCAAAGGGCAGAUGGUAUUUUGUCCCGAAUCAAAUUCGCUUCUAUUUAUCGGAUCACCAUUUCUGGAUGGCCUAGACGGGCUUACUUGCAACGGUCUUUUCAUAUCCGACAUUCCAUUGCAUGACGCAACCAGGGAAGUAAUUCUGGUUGGCGAACAGGCACGAGCUCAGGACGGCCUUCGCCGACGCAUGGACAAAUUGAAAAGUUCCAUCGAAGAGGGAAACGUGGCCGUAAUGAAGGAGCGAAAGAAGAAUGUCAGUCUGUUGCAUUUGAUAUUUCCGGCAGAGAUUGCUGAAAGCUUGUGGCUGGGUUCAUCAAUCGAAGCCAAAACGUAUCCGGAUGUUACGAUGCUCUUCAGUGACAUCGUUGGAUUUACGAGUAUUUGUUCGACUGCUACACCUUUCAUGGUCAUUAGCAUGUUAGAACUUCUGUACAAGGAUUUUGACGAAUUUUGCGGAUUCUUCGAUGUUUACAAAGUCGAGACGAUUGGCGAUGCAUAUUGUGUUGCGAGCGGUCUGCAUCGAGCUGGCAUAUAUGAUGCUCAUAAAGUGGCAUGGAUGGCUCUUCGUAUGAUCGACGCUUGUUCGAAACAUAAUACUCAUGAUGGACAGCAUAUUAGGAUGAGAAUCGGAAUCCACACAGGUACCGUACUUGCUGGAGUGGUUGGAAGGAAAAUGCCCAGAUACUGUUUGUUCGGACAUAAUGUUACUAUUGCCAACAAGUUUGAAUCGGGAAGCGUUGAGCGCAAGAUCAACAUAAGCCCAACAACGAAAGAUUGGUUGAUCAAGCAUGACGACUACAAUCAUUUCGAUUUGCAACCGCGAGAUACAUCUUGUUUGCCCAAGGAGUACACAAAUGCCGAAGGUACGUGCUAUUUUUUGGAGGGAUACAGUCAUCCAACGGUCGACGCCGAAGCCAAAGUGGAGCAUCAUAUUGAGGCAGCCAUGAAUCAAAUAAAUGAAAACAAUUGAAUACUCUAGCUUGACCGUGAAUGUCAUUUAAGGUU